Molecule: messenger RNA, 2429 nt
Organism: Ipomoea triloba (trilobed morning glory)
Lineage: Eukaryota; Viridiplantae; Streptophyta; Magnoliopsida; Solanales; Convolvulaceae
Product: O-fucosyltransferase 6-like
Exons: 10
Coding region: 199-1914 (571 amino acids)
Source: RefSeq, a predicted model, not a curated record
CAUUUCGUCGUUGCAGCGUUUGGAAUACUUGAAUCUGGCGAAAGAACACAGUAACCCAACCCAGCUAAAGCUAUGAGCUACAAAAUGGAAUCCUUGUCGCCAUCGUAAAACCUUCCCCGGUUGAACCAAUUCCUUCUCCUCUCUUCCUUCUUCACCAGGAGGAGGGGUUCAGAGAGGGGGGAAUCCACACGUUUCCACAUGGCGUCCCAUCGGCGGCGCCACCACCAGUAUACCACCCGUGUGCGCUUUCUAAUUCCGGCUAUCUCCGCCAUCUCCGGCCUCAUUCUCCUCCUUUUCUUCUUCCUCUUCUUGCUCGCACCUCCUCUCACUGAUAACCAUCAACUCCACCUCCUCCGCCGCCAUAUCUCGGUCAAUGAGGGCGUUAUUAAUGAGAUUGGAGUCCCGGUGUUUAAUGUUCCGAUAAGUGGAAUAGUGCAUGAUCGGGAUCUCUGGAGGUCAAAAAAUGCCAAAUUCUUCCAUGGUUGUAGUAAUUCCAGUAGCAAAUUUGCGAAGGCUAAAGACAUCACACAUCCAAAUCGAUACUUGUUGAUUGCAACCAGUGGAGGUCUUAACCAACAGAGGACGGGGAUAACAGAUGCAGUUGUUGCUGCUCGAAUUUUGAAUGCUACCCUUGUUGUUCCUACUUUGGACAAGAAAUCCUUCUGGAAAGAUUCUAGUGAUUUCUCAGACAUAUUUGAUGUCAAUUGGUUUAUAUCACAUCUUACAAAGGAUGUUAAAAUCAUAAAAGAGCUCCCGCUUAGGAGAGGACAGACAUGGGUUCCACAUACUAGAAAGGUUCCCAGAAAGUGCAAUGAAAAAUGCUAUUUAACUCGGCUGCUGCCUGAAUAUUCAAAAAAGCAUGUAGUUAGACUCACCAAGUUUGACUACAGACUUUCAAAUAGGUUGCAGACCGAGUUGCAAAAGCUGAGAUGCAGAGUUAAUUAUCAUGCUUUGAAGUUUGCUGACCCUAUACUUGAAAUGGGUAAGGAAUUGGUCCAGCGAAUGAGGUUGAGGAGCAAGCAUUAUAUUACGCUUCAUCUAAGGUUUGAACCUGAUAUGCUUGCAUUCUCAGGAUGCUAUUAUGGAGGAGGGGACAAGGAAAGAAUAGAACUUGGGAAAAUACGGAAGAGGUGGAAAACUCUACAUAGUAGCAACCCAGAUAGGAUGAGGAGGCAGGGAAGAUGCCCUCUCACUCCUGAAGAAGUGGGUUUGAUGCUGAGAGCACUUGGAUACGGCAGAGACGCUCAUAUCUAUGUGGCAUCUGGUGAAGUAUAUGGAGGGGAAGAGACAUUGGCACCUCUAAAGGCUCUCUUUCCAAACUUCCAUUCAAAGGACACUAUUACGACAAAAGAAGAAUUAGCACCAUUUUCUCGAUUUUCUUCUCGCAUGGCUGCAUUAGACUUCAUAGUUUGUGAUGAAAGUGAUGUUUUUGUUACGAACAACAAUGGAAACAUGGCAAAGAUAUUAGCUGGGCGAAGGAGAUACUUUGGACAUAAACCUACCAUUCGGCCAAAUGCCAAGAAGUUAUGGCGUCUGUUCUUAAACCGGAAUAACAUGACAUGGGAAGAAUUUGCAUCUCGAUUGCGCACAUUUCAAAAGGGCUUUAUGGGGGAACCUAAGGAGGUGAGGCCAGGCAGGGGUGAGUUUCAUGAAAACCCUUCAACCUGCAUAUGUGAGGAUUCUGGUGCCAAAGCAGAGGCGAAUUCAGAUCCUCGGAGAAUUGGUAACGAAGAUAUAGCAUCACAGAAAGAAACUGAAGAUCAUAAUGCAGACAAUGAACCAGAAAUAUCUGAACCUGAGGAUGAAGAAGACGGCUUAGAAGGUGAAGAAUUCUCUGAAGCUUUAUUCAAUGUAACAGAUUAUGACACAUCAAUAUCUGAGGAGCCUGAGUUGGAAGAGAUGCUUUCUGAUUGAUUGAUAAAAGGAGCAAAAAACCAAUUUUUUAGAGGCCGAGCAUUGUAAAUAACAAAUUCCUUUGAGGGAAUGUGAUAUCGCGGUACCUUCUUCACACAAUGAGCUGCAGUUUGGUCAUCAUCUCUCAACUCAGUCGAUGGCAGAAUAGAGAAAUUUUGAUUAAACAGAAAUGAAGACAAAAGUCUUGUAUUGGCAAUGAGAUUGACAAGCCUGCAGAAGGUAUAUUUAGUUAAAGGGGGUGGGAGAAUAGUGGGGUGGUGUAUAUGGUAUAUCAUGUAUAAUACCAAGUAGAAUCUCGUUUUGUUUUGUUUUGUUUUGUUUUUGUUUUUAUUUUUUUGGUUUUCUUAUCCCAAAUGACUGACUUGAUUGAAGGUAGGUUAAAUUUUACAAGGUCAAAUGUAUACUGUGCUAUAUACAACAUGCCGUUUCUAGUAGACAAACUAGGCGACCUGCUAUUAACAUUACAGGUUCUCUUUUAAGGGUUGGACAAUUAAUUGCAUUUUGUUGCCUUAAUA